UUGAAAGCAGAAUACAGAGCCCAUUCGCUUCUCUGUGGACACGUAGAAUAGAAAUUUUAUUCUCAAAAGACAGUGUACACGUCGAACUUGUCGUCGUUCUUGGCUCGCACACGUAGCAAUCGUGCACAUGCCGCACGGCCGCUAGAGAACAAGCCUUCUUCGCCCACGAACACACCCUCAGCCGGCUUCUCCGUUCCCCACUGGCCACCGGCGACCCGAUGCGGCCAUAGCAACCGCCCAAGAUAGCUGAUUAGUUAGUUGAUGGCGGCGGCCACCAGGUGCGCCCCGGCGCCCGCGGCAGCCCCACGGCCCCGGUCCCGGCACCGGCUGCGGUGCCGCUGCUGUGAGGACACGCUGGGCGUCCCCCGCCGCCGCGCGCAGGCGUCGUCUGGAGCGCGGGAGCAGGAGCAGCAGCACUACUUCCCGGAGCUCCGCCCGCUGCCGUACCCGGCGCCGCCGCCCCGUCCGCGGCGCAUCGUGCUGGUGCGGCACGGGCAGAGCGAGGGGAACGUGGACGAGGGCGCCUACACGCGCGUUCCUGACCCGCUCAUCGGCCUCACCACCAAGGGCCACCGCCAAGCCGAGGACUGCGGCCGCCGCCUGCACCGCCUCCUCUCCUCCGGCCACGACGACGACGACGAUUACGACGACUGGAAGGUCUACUUCUACGUGUCCCCGUACCGGCGCACCCUCGAGACGCUCCGCGGGGUCGGCCGCGCCUUCGACGCCCGCCGCAUCGCCGGCGUCCGCGAGGAGCCCCGCAUCCGCGAGCAGGACUUCGGGAACUUCCAGGACCGGGAGAAGAUGCGGGUGGAGAAGGAGGCGCGGCGGCGGUACGGGCGCUUCUUCUACCGGUUCCCGGACGGCGAGUCGGCCGCGGACGUGUACGACCGGAUCACGGGGUUCCGGGAGACCCUCCGCGCCGACAUCGACAUCGGCCGGUUCCAGCCGCCGUCGCCGCCGGGCGGGCCGACGGCGCCGGAGAUGAACCUGGUGCUGGUGUCGCACGGGCUGACGCUGCGGGUGUUCCUGAUGCGGUGGUACAAGUGGACGGUGCGGCAGUUCGAGGGCCUGGCGAACCUGGACAACGGCGGCACGCUGGUGAUGCAGACCGGCGAGGGCGGCCGGUACAGCCUGCUGGUCCACCACACCGUGGACGAGCUCAGGGAGUUCGGGCUCACCGACGAGAUGAUCGACGACCAGAUGUGGCAGCGGACGGCAAGGCCCGGCGAGCUCAACUACAACUUCAUCACCAACGGCCCCUCCUUCUUCACGCAUUUCAGUUAGGAGAUUAACUGGACCUGAUAUUCUCGGUAUACCUGUAUGUGAAGGAUUUGUAAAUUCACGCUUCGGUUUAGGAAAUACCGUACUUACGUACUCCUACUAUAUUAAUUUCAACUUCAAAAUGGGUCUUUGGACGCAAAGUUUAUAUCGAUCACUCCGCUGCUUCUUUUUCGCAGGGCGGUGCAGAACA
Molecule: messenger RNA, 1474 nt
Organism: Hordeum vulgare subsp. vulgare (domesticated barley)
Lineage: Eukaryota; Viridiplantae; Streptophyta; Magnoliopsida; Poales; Poaceae
Product: phosphoglycerate mutase-like protein AT74H
Exons: 2
Coding region: 262-1287 (341 amino acids)
Molecular function (GO): phosphatase activity
Source: RefSeq, a predicted model, not a curated record